AUGGCGUCUCAAGAAAUUACGCUUGAAAUAAAACCCAGAGGGAAACCAAUUCGAAAGCUCCCCAAAAGCAUCUCAAUCGGCAGGGAUGCAACCGCAGUUAGCCUCUAUGUUUCCAUUUCCCAGCAAGCCCAAUUCUCCAUCCAUCGUUUGAGGAUCACCAAGGCCAGUGAUGGAACGUUGGUCAAGAAUAGCAAGGAUAUCACAAUUGAAUCGACGGGUCUUCGCAACCAGAGCGUGAUAUAUGUUAAAGAUCUUGGGCCCCAGGCAGCAUGGCGUACAGUCUAUUUCAUCGAGUACCUUGGACCUUUAAUCAUGCACCCUCUGCUCCUUUACGUUAUUCGUCCAUACGUUUACCGGAGCCCCAGCCCUCUACCCCCGCCCUCGGAUCUCCAGCGCCUCACUUGUCUCCUGUUAGUCCUGCACUUCGUCAAACGCGAAAUCGAAACCCUGUUCAUUCAUCGAUUCAGCCUGGCCACCAUGCCAGCAAGCUACAUUGUCCGUAACAGUGCACACUACUGGAUUCUUGGUGGAGCCAACCUCGCGUACUGGGUUUUCUCCCCAAGCUCACCCACCGCAAGGUCCGAAGCGAACCCCAUCCUGCUCUACGCUGGUCUCACGCUCUUCACUUUUGGUCAAUUGGCGAACUUCAACGCUCAUCUGACACUUCGCAAUCUCCGAAAGGAGGGUGAUACCACGAGAAGGAUUCCUACUGGGUUUGGCUUUAAUCUUGUCACCUGCCCGAAUUACUUGUUCGAGGUUAUUGCGUGGCUUGGUAUUUACCUUGUCAGUUCAUUGAGCUGGAGUAUACUGCUUUUCAUCGUUGUUGGUUCGGCUACCAUGAUGCGGUGGGCUGGCCAGAAGGAGCGCAGAUACAGACGAGAAUUCGGUGACAAGUACAAGAGAAAGAGAUAUGUCAUGUUCCCAGGCAUUUGGUAG
Coccidioides posadasii C735 delta SOWgp is the source of this 936-nucleotide messenger RNA. RefSeq names its product 3-oxo-5a-steroid 4- dehydrogenase (gene TSC13). Gene Ontology annotation, molecular function: oxidoreductase activity, acting on the CH-CH group of donors. Lineage: Eukaryota; Fungi; Ascomycota; Eurotiomycetes; Onygenales; Onygenaceae. Gene Ontology annotation, biological process: very long-chain fatty acid biosynthetic process. The record is from RefSeq and is a predicted model, not a curated record.